AUUGAAAAUCAACCCUAAGCUCCUUUUAUCUUCGCUCUAAAGGUAGUCUCGAUUAUUGCUGACUUAAGCAUCGGAGUGUCUACCCCAAAGACCCACCUCGGGGUUUUGCAGGUCAAUCCGGAGUGCAAAUUUGGACUAAAGAAGGACUUUUGGUUUGGUGCAAUUACAUUUGGCACCGUCUGUGGGAAACCGAAUUGAAAGCUCUCUUAUCUCAUCAUGGUUAACACUCGAUCAGUCCGAGCUGGAAACUCAUCUCAGCCUCUUGGACAAGGCAAGGUCCCCAGCAACCUUCCACCUCACCUCCCACUCCCAAUCCUAAAUAUGUUCCCUCAUGUUGAUCAUGUAGAAGGAGGAGAUGAAAAUCAACCACACAAUUCAGCUCACAACUCAGCUUCUACUGCCAACCAAGACGUAGUUGCAGCUCAGCUUGCUGCCAUGCAACAAUAUUUUGGUGUCUUUCAGCUAGUACUGGCUCAGCUAUUAGCCCGGAACAAUCUUGGCGAUCCCUUUAUCAAUUUACUCAACCCUGCUCAACAACCCCCAGCUCCACAGCAAAACCCUAAACCCGUUCAACAUGCUCCUGCUCUUAGUGAAUCUCAGGACCAGUCUCACAUCGCACCAGCUCAGCAACCCUUUCCUGAUGAUGUAACUCGACGUCUAGACAGCUUAGAAAAGCUAGUAGUUGAACAGCGAGGUGCCCCACCUCCACACCAUGCUGCUGACUCCAUACCUCAUCCUCUAAACACCAACAUCACACUGGAACCUUAUCCCGUUGGCUUCAGGACACCACAACUUGAGACUUAUGAUGGGACGAAGGAUCCCGAUGAUCACCUACAUGCUUUCUACUCUUGCAUGAAAGCUCAAAACGCCUCUAACGCGUUGAUGUGUAAAAUCUUUUCCUCUACUCUCCGAGGUAAUGCUCGAACUUGGUAUUACAGUCUACCUCCGAGGUCAAUCAGCUCUUAUACAGAAAUGGCAUCUGCUUUUGCCAUUAAGUUUUCCAGUAGAAGGUUGAUCAGGAAAACUACUUCUGAGUUGAUGCGAGUUAAACAGAAACAGAGGGACGGAGAAUCUCUGAAGAACUAUAUGAGCAGAUUCAAUGAUGCAGUAUUGGAGGUUAGCUCCUUCGACCAGGCUGUGGGAAUUGCAGCUGUGAUCUCAGGUCUCAACCAUGAGAGAUUCAGAGAUAGUUUGAUCAAACAUGUUGCCACCACCUUUAGCGAGGUGAAUGAUAGGUCUCUGAAAUUUAUAACUACUGAAGAAUAUGCCCUGUCGCAGAAACCAACUCCCUCUAAGAAUCAAAACCCAGAUUGGAGAGAUGAGAAUCCAAGCAAGAAACAGAUGAGGAUAGCACAGAACCGAGAGCAAUGCAACAGCUUAAGGUCUGAACUGGAAAGUCUAGCUCAGAAGGAAAUGUUGAAUGAGUAUAUUCAGAAAGCUGAACAGUCGAGGUUUGUCAGAGAACAGAGGCCACAACCUCAAGGAGUCCGUAAUCCACCAAAUAGGCAAGGCGUGGGAUAUCAGCAAGCCCCACCUUCGCUCCCACCACCAGCUAGAAUCAUACACACGAUUACGGGAGGCCUGGAAGUAGUCGUCACACCUCACAAUGACCCUCUAGUCACUUCUGUCAUGAUUAACAAUUGCGAGGUGCAGCAUGUCCUUGUUGACACAGGGAGUGCACCAGAUAUCAUGUACUUUCAUUGUUUUGAGAGUCUUGGGUUGGAUCUAGCUUUGUUGCAACGGUAUGAUGGUCCCAUAUAUGGAUUCAACAACCAACCAGUUCCAGUUGAAGGAGUCCUAACCAUGAAUGUUGCAUUUGAAAGUGGCCGAAAUUAUGUGACUCCUUCAGUUCGAUUUCUAGUAGUCAAGAUGGCAUCCUCUUUCAAUGUUGUCAUUGGCCAACCCACGCUGAUUGAAAUUCGAGCUGUGGUUUCCCAGUCUCACCUAUGCAUGAAGUUCCUAACUCCUAUGGGAAUAGCAACACUGCGAGGCAAUCAGGAGGUGGCCAGACAUUGCUAUAUCACCUCGGUCACACGACCUCAGAAAGACAAAGAUCAAACACCCGAGGCUAAUCCCCAACAGAUUCUUAAUAAUCAACAAGUUAUGGGUGUUGAAAUAGUAGAUAACCGACUAGAAGAUGAAACUAGAGCUAUUCCAGUCGAAAAUGUUGAAGAAGCUAUAAAGGAAAAGGUAGAGAAACUUCUACAAGCUGGUUUCGUCAGAAAAGUUGAUUAUUGCGAAUGGGUGGCUAACCUAGUCCUGGUGAAGAAGGCAAAUGUGCCGAUGGCUUUAGAAGACGAAGAGAAAACCUCGUUCUAUGCUGGUGACGAAAUAUAUUGCUAUGUCAUGAUGCCAUUUGGCUUAAAGAACGUAGGCACUACUUAUCAGAAAAUGGUGACCAUUGUCUUUCGAGCUCAGAUUGGCAGGAAUCUGGAGGUUUAUGUCGGUGACAUUGUGGUAAAGAGCCUGAAAGUAGAAGACCAUCUAACUGACCUCGAUGAAACUUUCAACAAUCUUAGAAAGAAUAGAAUGCGGUUAAACCCAGCAAAAUGCAUCUUCGGCGUGGAGUCUGGAAAGUUUCUAGGCUUCAUGGUGUCCCAAAGAGGGAUUGAGGUCAAUCCAGAAAAGAUCAGAGCAAUUGCCGAGAUGGAACCGCCAAAGUCUGUGAAAGAUAUACAGAGAUUGACAGGGAGGGUGGCAGCUCUUCAUCGAUUCAUAUCGAAGUCAACAGAUAAGUGCCUGCCAUUUUUCAAAAUUAUGAGGUCAACCACCCAAAAAGACGAAUCAGGAAAACAAAAGAAGUUUGAAUGGAGUCAAGAAUGCCAAGUUGCAUUUGAAGAGCUGAAGUCUUAUUUUAGCUCACCACCUCUACUGACUAAAGCGAUAGAUGGAGAGAUUCUCUAUUUGUAUUUGGGAAUUUCAGAUAAAGCCAUCAGUUCGGUUCUGGUGAGAGAAGAAGCCAAACAACAGAAAUCGAUCUAUUAUAUCAGCAGCGUGCUGCAUGGUGCAUUAGCAGUUGUUACUUCAGCCAGGAAGUUGAGGCCAUAUUUCCAGUCACACCCAAUCAUUGUCCUUACAGAUCAACCUCUUCAACAGAUUCUACAGAAGCCAGAGUGCUCCGGAAGAUUAAUUAAGUGGGUAGUAGAAUUGGGGGAAUUCGAGAUAACAUUUCAGCAGAGAUCUGCAAUCCGAACUCAAGCACUAGCAGAUUUAAUUGUAGAAUGCACUCCAUAUGGAUACCGAAGUGAGCAUGCUCUGAAAUUUAACUUCGAUGCAACAAAUAACAUGGCUGAGUAUGAAGCCCUGCUACUUGGUCUACAACUAGCAUUGGAGUUGAAAAUCAGCACAAUCCAAGUAUACAGUGACUCCCAACUGGUGGUGAACCAAAUCAACUCAAUCUACGAAGUCGUUGAUCCUGUGAUGGUGAAAUAUAUAGCCUUGGUGGCCGAGCUGAAGUGCAAAUUCCAGAACUUCUGUCUGAGCAAAAUUCCCCGAAUUGAGAAUGAACAAGUAGAUUCACUUUCUAAGUUUGCCUCUGAUAGCUCUUUAAGUUCCAGAUCAGUUUUUGUGGAGGUCUUAGAUGAACCAAGCUUCAUGAAGCCACAGAUAAUGGAGAUCAGCAUGAACCUAGACACGCUAAGCUGGACUAACUCAAUUAUCUCCUUUCUACAAGACGAGACAGUACUUGAAGACAAAUCUUUCUCACUCCCUCUUUUAUGGUGCUUAAAUCCCUACGAAGUUGAGUACGCACUUCGAGAGAUACAUGAAGGUGUCUGUGGAAGCCACGUUGGUGCUAGAACUCUAGCUCACAAAGUCUUAAGGCAGGGAUAUUACUGGCCAAAUAUGUACAAAGAUGCCACUCACUUUGUUCAUAAACGCCCGAAAUGCCAAUUCUUUGCACAUCUGACUCACCAACCAACAGAAGAGCUCACAAACUUGAUAGCACCAUGGCCAUUUGCUCAGUGGGGACUAGAUCUUUUGGGCCCAUUCGUGAAAGGGGUUGGUGGUGUAACCCAUCUGAUUGUUGGUGUGGAUUAUUUCAAAAAAUGGGUUGAAGCUCGGCCAUUAUCCAGUCUUACCUCCAAGAAGGUUGAAGACUUUGUUUUCAGCUCGAUCAUUUGCAGAUAUGGGAUCCCGAAUCAGAUUGUGGCUGAUAAUGGAACUCAAUUUAAUUGCUCCUCCUUCCAAGAUUUUUGUUCUAGCUACGGGAUCAAAUUGCAGUUCACCUCGAUUUAUCAUCCGAAGUCCAAUGGUAUGGUAGAAUAUGUUAAUAAAUGCAUUUUAGAAGGAAUAAAGCCAAGGUUGGAACAACACAAGGCCAAGUGGGCAGAGGAGCUCAACAACGUUCUCUGGGCAUAUAGAACAACGAGCAAAACUGCCACAGGUGAAACACCCUACCACUUGGCCUUUGGUACCGAAGCAGUUAUUCCUAUUGAAAUAGGAGUCCCAAGCUUCCGGGUCACCCAUUUCGAUGAAGGACAAAAUGGACAGUUGCUUCGGGAAAACCUUGAUCUGCUUGCCGAAGCUGGCCUAACAGGGUUUGAAACUCGUUUUGGCAAACUGGCUCCAAAUUGGGAAGGUCCUUAUACAGUGGCCAAAGUGCCCCAUCCUGGUGCCUAUGUCCUCAAAGACGUUGAAGGAAAGAGAGUUCCUAAAGUCUGGAAUGUCAACAACUUGAAGAAAUUUUACCCCUAAUAAACUUCUUUCAAGUGAUCUAUGUCUUAUUACCCUUUAUACUUAUUACUUCAUGAUUGUUAAGAUUCAUUUUACUUCUUACUCUGUGUAUCUGAGGUCAAUUUGUUUAACAUUCAUUCUUUGAACGUCACUCCUAUUAAUGAAUGUUACUUCGCAUA
This is a messenger RNA of Rubroshorea leprosula, 4853 nucleotides long. NCBI's taxonomy places the organism in Eukaryota, Viridiplantae, Streptophyta, Magnoliopsida, Malvales, Dipterocarpaceae. The record is from the annotation of a GenBank genome assembly.